AUGGUCGCGCCUGCGCUAGAUUCCAUGGCCUCCGAUCUCAAGGUGAAGUCGGAAACGGAGCAGUACCUGAUGAUGUCGAUAUUCCUUCUCGCCUACGCCCUUGGCCCUUUUAUCAUUGCUCCUCUCUCUGAAAUGUAUGGGCGCGUGGUGAUAUUGCAGUCCGCGAACAUGUUCUAUCUUAUCUUCAAUAUUGUUUGUGGAUUUGCCACGUCCCCGGGACAGAUGUUUGCUUUUCGAUUCCUCAGUGGCUUCGGAGGCAGUGCGCCACAGGCGAUUGGAGGUGGCGUUUUAAGUGACUGCUGGCGAAAGGAAGAACGAGGAGCAGCAACCGCACUCUAUAGUUUGAUGCCGUUUUUAGGGCCGGCAGUAGGUCCAAUAGCUGGCGGGUAUCUGACCCAGUAUAUGUCGUGGCGAUGGAUCUUUUGGAUUGUCUCUAUUGCAGAUGCCGUGGUCCAGGUUCUGGCUUUUUGCUUUUUGAGUGAGACCUACGCACCGACGAUCUUGGCGACGAAGAGAAGAAAGUUACAGAAAGAAACCGGAAAUGAUAAGCUUCACACCGAAUACGACAGCCCCGAUCGCACAUUUGGCCAGGAGCUGCGGAAGAAUCUGGUUCGGCCACUCAGGAUGCUUUUCACACAGCCGGCAAUCCAGGCCCUUGCAUUAUAUCGAGGCUACCAGUAUGGACUCAUGUAUCUUGUGUAA
This is a messenger RNA of Penicillium arizonense, 702 nucleotides long. RefSeq lists its product as uncharacterized. The record is from RefSeq and is a predicted model, not a curated record. Bases 1 to 702 code for a protein of 233 amino acids. Lineage: Eukaryota; Fungi; Ascomycota; Eurotiomycetes; Eurotiales; Aspergillaceae. Gene Ontology annotation, biological process: transmembrane transport. The transcript has 3 exons. Gene Ontology annotation, molecular function: transmembrane transporter activity.